Messenger RNA from Spodoptera litura, 7350 nucleotides. The record is from RefSeq and is a predicted model, not a curated record. NCBI's taxonomy places the organism in Eukaryota, Metazoa, Arthropoda, Insecta, Lepidoptera, Noctuidae.
AUGAAUAUUAGCGUACAUAUUUCAAAUCAUUGAUUCGUGAUGUCUCUCAAAUAUAAAUAAACCAGUGUUACCAACUUAAUCGACUUUCAUGGCGAUACGCGAUGCGACGAAGUUGAGUCUUCCAGUUUGUAAAGAAUAAUUUGCAAUUUAAUUAAUUGCUCUACGACUGUAAUGAGUUUCCAAAUAAACUGAAAACGUGUGUCUACGGUGUAGUAGUGGAUAAUUACGAUAAAACAUCAAAUUAUGGUGUGUCUAAUUGCUGGACGGUUAACAGCUACGUGUGCCCGUACAUUAUUUUUAGAGUAACAGUGUUUUGUGAAAAUGGUAACGUCUAAUAAACAGCCGGAUAAGAAAAUAGUGAAAAUGGCGGAGCAGAACACGGUGGCUGUUGUGCCCCAAAGGACCUUGCUAGGUGAAGUCAAUGAACAUAUAACAUGUCCGCUAUGUCGAGGCUAUUACAUAGACGCGACAACGAUCGUAGAAUGUUUACACUCUUUCUGUCGGAGCUGUAUUAUUAAACACUUGCGAGCGAAAAGCUACUGUCCUGUUUGUGAAAUGAUGAUAAACUCUGCCAAGCCAAACAUCAAACCAGACAAGGCACUUCAAGACAUUGUGUACAAGCUUGUGCCAGGACUGUUUCAAAAAGAAAUGGAGAGGCGACAACAGUUUUAUUCAUCGCGACCAGGUCCUGCUGCUACAGCUACACCUGAACAGAGAGGUGAAGAUACAGAAAGAAUAAUUUUCAGUCCUGAAGAUGUGAUCUCAUUUUCUUUAGAAUAUGCUGAUGCUACUGAUACUGAUAGCAUAUCUAGUAAGUCUUCAGAUAGUAAUGAGCCGCAACCAGUCCCAACAACACCAAGAAGAUUUUUGCAGUGUCCUGCUGUGGUGAACAUCAGUCAUCUCAAAAAGUUUUUGAGUAUGAAAUUUGACAUUGAUAGUACUCAAUUUGCUAUUGAUAUUUUGUACAAGAGAGUUCCUUUACCAGAUUACUAUACAUUGAUGGAUAUAGCUUACAUAUACAACUGGAAGAGAAAUGAACCAAUGAGAUUUUUCUAUCAAAUUAUAGAUUAUGUUGCUAUCAGAAAUAGACUAUUUGAAAUCAAUAAAAAAGGUUCAGGUUCAGGUCAUUUAAGAGAUAGAAAAUCAAGUCCAGCAUUAACUGAAGAUACAAAUGUUAGUAGUCCAGCACCUCAUUUAAAUGACCAAGGCUCUGAAGCUUCUUCAGGUACUGACAGUCCUAUGCCUGAUGAUACUACUAGUCAAGCAAGUGACACAUCUAAAAAGGUUGAGAAAGCAGGGCAACAAAGUAAAAAUUUUGAUGAGUCUAAAAAUCUUGACCGACAAUCUGAUACGCCUAAAAAGAAUGAUGAUGAAGUUGAAAAAUCUCAAUUUCUCAAUUCCUUUGAAUUGACUGCAAAGAGCAUGUUACCACUUAAAUCAUCACCAGUAAAAUCUUCUGAUGAACAGAGCACAUCUAAUGAAGCACCAGCCAAAACCCAGUCAAAAGAAAUGUCCCCAAAAGUAGAAGAGAAAGUUGGAGAAACAUCUAAAAGGAAAUUUCAAACUUCACCACAUACACCAGAAUUAAAAAAGCUUAAAAUAGAACUUGAAAAAGCAAAAGUAACUAGUUUAGUUACUAGUGCUUCUGCUACUGCUACAACAACAAAUGCAACAACCUCCAGUCAAAGUAAUAGAACAUUGGAAACUCCGAUAAAAGGAAAAGAAGUUGAAGGACCCUCUAAGAAUGCACCAACACCAACCACUGCCAUUUCACCAACCCCCAUGGCUAUUCCUCCAAAAGAAAUGAAACAGCAAGCAGUUGCAAAGCAACAAGAAGGUCCUGGAGUGAAAAGAACUGUAUCACUACCCCAAAACACAUCAUCUCCGAAACGGAAACCACCAAAUGAAGCUCCUUCUGCCGCACAGUCUCAAGGAACUCAGAAAACUAUUUCUCCACUCAAAUUACAGAUACCAAAGCCGGAAACAACAGCUAAUCAAAAACAACCAGACUUGCAAAAGCCUUCAGUCAAAAAGAUGCCAGAUUUAAAACCUAGUGUGCCUAUGUCUAACAAAGGACAACAUGUCAAUAAAGUAAGAAUGGAUCUAUUAGCAAAUAAUAGUGAUCCAACAAUAGAUAGAAGUAAAAUAUUAUCUCAAGUUCAAUCAUCACUUGGUUCACCAAUGUCAGGAACUCAACAAUCCGGUGAUCCUUUGAAGUCUCUAUUAGAUACAUGUAAAAUGAGAAUACCUUCAUCAUUAUCUAUUACACUAACUGAUCAAAAAUUAGAUGCUCGUAAUGCUGCUGAGGUAGCAAAUACAGAUCCGAAGAAAAGUAUGGUAAAUAAAAACCUGGCUGGUGCUAGUAACACUGUCCAUAAAGUCCCAAGCCCUCCUGUUCAUAAUUAUAUAGAAAUAUUGAAAUUACCAGACACAGAUCAAAAAAAUAAAAAAGCAGAAGGUGCUAAUGAGACUAAGCCAAGUCAAGCAGGUAAAAAUGAUAGUUCUGCAACUCCAACCAAACCACCUACAAAGUCUUCAGAAAGUUCAGCUAAAGGCCCAGUUCCAAACUUAAAACCUAUUUCUGACACAAAAUUAGGGAAACAAAGUGGUAAUUUUUCAGCCCCUAUUACUUUUCAACAAACUUUUGAACAACAGUUACAAAGCUUACAUACUGAUAAAAAAUCAAAAUUAACAAAAAAUAAAGCACAAGUUCCCAAAUUGGUGCCUGCAACCCCUAAAUCUAUUAGUGCUGCAAAUAAGUCCAGUAAUUCUACAAACAAGCCGAGUGCCAAUAACAUGCCCAUGCUAGAGAACAAGCCUAGCACUGCUCUAGAUUUAUCUACUCCUCAUAACACACAAAAUCAGUUUCCACCACAAACCUUACAUAAGGCGUUUGAAACUAUGCAGUCUAUUGACAGUUUGGCUAAGAAACAGAAUUUACCUAAUAAAGGCAUUCCUCUGAGUAUGCCACAAAACAAUGUUUUCUCUAGCAGUAUUACUAACAGACCACUCAACUCAGGAGUAAGCCCAUUAAGGAUUCCUUCAACAUCUAAUUUGGGUCAGUUAAAAUUGGACAAAACAAGUGCACAGAUGAGCAACAGACAAGAAAUGUCUAGUACUAAAAUAAAUCCACUGAAGUCAACAAAUACUGGCAAUUCCAAUGUUCCAUCUCCAAACUUUCAAAUGGCUCCUCAUACAUCUCCUAGUGCAGCACAACCUUCGCCUAGGUCACAAACACGUUCCCCUAGCUCUUCUCCAAAAUUAGUAAUAGCAGAAGAAAAGCAAGCAGGUAGUUCUGGUUUAGAACAAAAUCUAAAUCAAUCAGAUCAGAUUACAAGUACUCAAAUACCCAAUAUGAACAUAAAUAAUGAACAGUUGACAGUCCCAGGGACUUCAAAACCAGGCCUAAAACCUAUGCUUCCAGCUGGAAGGAUACCAGGAAUAAGGCAACCUCUACCGACAAGUCAAAAAACAAGUUCUUUGCAAACCUUACCUGAUUACAGACUGUCUCAAACACGACCACCAUUGAUUUCAUCUCAGCAUGCGUUAUUAAGACGUCAUAUAGAAGUUAAUGCCUGGAUAGAAGCUCAACGACAGCUGGAGUUAAUCAAGAGUAUGUCAACAAAUAUUGCUCACCAGUCACAAAAUGACUUUAACAAUAAGGAUAAACAUAAGAAGAACCCAAAAGCGCAUAGCAACUACCAACAUUUGAUAUUCAAUUAUCAAAUGGCUGGAGUUCAGGCGACAAUUCAAUUCAGGUCACGCAAGAAGGUCUAUGUGGAUGAAGAUGUUACUAACGAAAACAAAAAUAUAUUAAAUAUCAGGAAAAGUAGUGAAAGAAAGCUAAAAAGAAAUAUUGAAGAUUUGAAAAAAGAUAUCGAUGAUGAUUGCACUCCUGUAAAAGUUUCGCGAAGAGAAACCCCAACGAGUAAAAACACACCAAAAAAAGACAGUGAGGAGGAGAAUCUGAGACCCUUAACUAGCAGGGAGAAAGAAAUCGGAUGGCUGGAUAACUUUUUGACAGAACAUCUUGACAAGGAAGAGUCUGCUUCACUCUACAUCUCAGGCCAGCCCGGUACUGGGAAAACUGCUAGUCUAUCGUACAUUUUGAACUUGCCUAAGUUCAAAGAAGGAUACAAACAAGUAUACAUUAACUGCACUAUGAUGAAAUCAGCCGCUAGUAUCUACAGCAGAAUAUGCAAAGAGCUUCAGUUGCCAACAUCAGGAACAACAGAGAAAGCAUGCUUCAAUGCUAUUGAAAAAUAUUUAAAAAAGAAACACAAAAUGAUACUCUUAGUAUUGGAUGAAAUAGAUCAACUAGACAGUAAACGGCAAUCGGUAUUGUAUACAAUAUUCGAAUGGCCUGCGAUAGCCGAUUCCCGCGUCGUUUUGAUCGGCAUCGCCAAUGCAUUGGAUCUCACGGAGAGAACCUUGCCACGGCUGCAGGCUCGUUGCUCCCUCCGACCCGAAACCCUUCACUUCGCACCAUACACCAAAGAACAGAUUAUCAAUAUAUUUACCAAUGUACUGGCUAAUGAAGAUAAGAGCAACGUGUUCUCUCCAGUUGCCUUACAGAUGCUUGCAGCAAAAAUCUCAGCAAUAUCAGGAGACAUGAGAAGAGCUUUAGAUAUAGGACGAAGAGUAAUAGAACUCGCGAGAAGGACAAAGUUUUGUGACAACCAGUCUAUUGACAAUAUGAUGAAAGAUUCUACAGUUACUGUGGAGUUGAAACAAGUAUUAGAAGUACUCAACGACGUAUACGGUGGCUCGCGGAAGAUCGAGUCGGACGCUGAAGACGGAUUUCCACUACAGCAAAAAUUGAUCCUGUGUAGUAUUAUGUUAAUGCUGACAAAGGGGAAGGUGAAGGAAAUCGUCAUGGGGAAGCUGCAUGAUGUCUAUAAAAAGGUAGCGACGGCGCGCAACAUAGUGCCGCUAGAUAUGUGCGAGAUGAGUGCAGCGUGUGGGUUGCUAGAGGCGCGCGGCGCGCUGCGGCUGGGCGCGGGCGCCAGUGCGCGUGCGCGGCGCCUGCGCCUGCAGUGGGACCGCGCCGAGCUCGCCGCCGCACUACGAGACAAACCUCUUCUAUCCGCCAUACUUGAUGACGUCAGCUGCCUACCUUCCUAGCACCUCGAAAACUCACACAAUCUAGAGAAAUUCCUAGGUUAGUUUCUAAAAUUUGCAUUACUAAGUAUUUCACAACACACAGUUAUUUGGGUUUAUAUCAUAAUUUUUUAAGUAUGUAUGAUAUGUAUGUGUUUACUAAACAGACAAUGUAGACUUUGUUUAAUGCAAAUUGUAAAGAUUUAAGUUAGUUAGUUAGUUUGUUAAGCUUUACAACCUAUUUUACAAUGACUGAUUACAUUUUUGUUAGUUUAAACUGUCAAACACCAAGCGGUCACCGGUGACCGUAACCUAUUGUUCUAUAAUUGUGUCUGUAUUGACGGUACUCGACGAGUUAAUUAACGACAAUUUUAACUAAUUUUUUACCUUAAAUGUGUAAGCUUUAAAAUGUAUCAACCAACUUAAUCAAACAUUGUGAAACAGGCCAGAAGUGUUGUAAUUGUAAGUAAGGACAUGUCAUUGUAAUUAGUUAUGCCCUAGUGACUGCAUCUAAAUAUGUUGAGUGCCUUCAGUUAAACGUGAAAUACGAGGCUGUGUGUAUAAAUGAUGAGAUGAACAGACUGCAUCUGUUAGCUUUUAAGACUAGUUAUUAAAUACACGAGUAUUGGUUACAUAAGAGAAUAUUCGUGAUCUUAAAGGAAUAAUGUUGUAAAAACAGUGAGCUUCUUAUUUAAUGUGUAGUAAGUUAUUUAUUAACUUGUAUAUAUGAAAAUUUAAUUACAAGCAAAUAGGCCGUUCUGUUUGAGGUUAAUGGCUUUUUAAGGCUUUUAGUUAAUGAAAAUCCACCUAAUUGCUUAUUAUUUAUAAAUGUUAAUGUUAUAUGCCGACAUCAAGUUCUUACUCAAGUAUUAGCAAAGGCUAAUAAAUGUAUAUCUGCACUAACAUAAUUUGAGCAUAUUUUAAAUCAGUAUUUAUUCAUAUUGAAUAAAUGUAAUUGCAAUUCAUGAGUACUCAGAUGUCGAUGAGUAUUCGAUAAUCGAACUUAUUUCCACUGGUUGACAUCUUGUUUUAUUAUGUGCAUAAGUCCAUACCUAUUUUUUCAUAAAGUAUUAACAUAUUGAUAUUAUCAGUGUUCGAUCAAGUGCCAAUGUGAGAGUGGUACAAGUUAGAAGUUGGUUUCCCUAAUGCUAUAUUUAUUUUCCGUCAUACGUACGAUUAGCCAAGUUAUAUUAGGUACGCAGGUCAAAAAAUAAAGAUGGUUUCAGUACAGAGACUUCACCAAUGGUUGACACUAGUAAAAACUCCUAAUUAAGUGUGUCUCUACCAAAUAACUUGGCUGAAAGUACAAUAAAACAUAGAAAUCAAACUAUUAAGUUCUGACUGAUAAUCACAGUUGCUCAGUAAGUGAAUACGAAAGCGGCAGGGUAAAAAUCAUGCAACCUUUCGACAAUUGAACUUACCAAGAUAACAUCUAUCUUGGUAAGACAUAGUUAACAAAGACAUGGUCGAUGUAUUGGUAUUCUAGGUAAACCUAUAUUAUUUAGUGCCAAAGUACAAGAAAUUACAGGUUACUCGCUGAUGAACUAUUGCUAAUCCUAUUAUUUUCUUUUGGUGAAUAGAAAUCUUUGCUAGAACUAAUAAAAUAUAAUUAUGAUCAUGAGCACCUCAGAUUAACACGCGACGUAAAUAUACGUCAUAUAUGUCUUGAUCAUGAGUACAUGUGCUACACUAGUAAAAGUAUUGUUUUAUAGACUUGACAGUGUUUUGUAUCUAACAAUUUCUCAUUAUAAAGGAAAAAGUCUUGUGAUUGAUUCAUGUGCAGUUGUUCGACAAAGUAAAACUUUCUUGACCUCGCUCACUAAAGUCUAUAAAGAAAGCCUAUUGCUUAGUGUGCGCUGUGUUAUACGAAUGUUUGCGCCGUUUCAUUACGUGACGAGAAUUUCUAAUUAUGUAAUUUUAACAUGUUUUUGUUUUGUUUUGUGUCGUAUAUUGAUUUGUUUAAAAAUGCUUUUUGUCUAUUUGUCUAUUACUGUAACAAUCAUGUCUUGUUAGGUUUUGUAACCUUUUUUAUAACUUUUGAUUUCAAUUUUGUUGGCGUUUAUUAUCUUGAAUAAUCUCCUAUUGUUUUUUUUUAUUUUUAUACUCAUAUAAUUGACCUAGUAUGUACCUAUCUAGUAACUUAUGAUUAUGUAGUGCUGUUUAAAAAAUCCAAAGUUAGGUAAUAAUUAUGUCAAUUGUAUGUAUGAAUUAUUUAAGUUUAAUAAUGGUAUCUUUCAAUAAAAAUACUUU